Phaedon cochleariae (mustard beetle) is the source of this 1045-nucleotide messenger RNA. Lineage: Eukaryota; Metazoa; Arthropoda; Insecta; Coleoptera; Chrysomelidae. The record is from the annotation of a GenBank genome assembly.
GAUCCUCGGGUGAAUAAUUGGCCAAUGAUGUCUAGUCCUGUUCCCACCAUCCUGAUAUGUAUUUUCUAUGCAUACUUCUCCAAAGUGUUGGGACCGAGGCUAAUGGAAAAUAGGAAACCAUUAGACCUCAGGAAUCUUCUAAUAGUUUACAAUCUAGUACAAACUAUAUUUAGCGCGUGGAUAUUUUAUGAAUAUCUGAUGAGUGGAUGGUGGGGUAGCUAUAGCUUCAGGUGUCAACCUGUAGAUUAUUCAAAUAGCCCAAUGGCAAUGAGGAUGGCGAAUACCUGUUGGUGGUAUUAUUUCUCGAAAUUCACCGAAUUUUUUGAUACCAUGUUCUUCAUCUUAAGGAAGAAAAAUAGUCACGUAUCAACGCUACACGUUAUCCACCAUGGAUGUAUGCCUUUUUCGGUAUGGAUGGGAAUGAAAUUUGCUCCAGGCGGUCACAGUACUUUCUUCGCACUGCUCAAUACUUUCGUUCACAUAGUCAUGUAUUUCUACUAUAUGGUUGCUGCUAUGGGACCCAAGUACCAAAAAUACAUCUGGUGGAAAAAAUACCUCACCUCUUUCCAAAUGCUGCAAUUCGUAGCAAUUUUCACCCACCAGUUCCAACUUCUCUUCACGGAAUGCAACUAUCCAAAAGGCUUCAUGGUAUGGAUUGCCCUUCAUGGAGUUAUGUUUUUGUUCCUCUUCUCUGACUUUUAUAAAGUCAAAUACUCCAAUCAGAGGAAGGCUGUGAGAAAUAGCAACAAUGGCGCUUGUAUGCCUUUGGACGAUGAAAAGUCAAACGGUGUCCAAAAAUCAAACAGUAAUGGCACACUCAACAAUACCUACAUCAAGAGUGAAUAUUCUGAUUCUUAUGAAGCAUGUUACUCCAAUGGAAGUACAAAAGGAUUCGUAACACAGACUAUAACAAAGCCCAAUAGCAAAAAAAUCGAAUAGGGGAAGUGGAAAAGAACUUUUUUUUUUUUGGUGUUUUCGAAAAUUAGUAUACCAAUAUUUAUUAUACGAUUUUAUUUGUGUCUUAAUUCUUUCCAAAAACUUUUGA